AAAGGGGAAGGAUGGAAACAGGAAAUAAGUUGGGAAUGUGCUUGAAGGUCCCGCGGCAGCGGCGGACGAUCCCGGCUUGGACGAAGAGCAGCAAGAAGGGGAGGGAGAUUCGGCUACAUCCGCCCCUGUGCGGUCUCUUUUCCUGCGCGCUUCCGGGUUCCACUUCCCGCCUAAGACCCGAGGCGGGGCGCUCCACGGCCUCCGCCCCGCCCCACCCCACCCCACCGCUCCCGGUUUUGGACCCCUGCGUGCCCGGGCACUGUGGUGGAGGCUGCUGUGACGCCCGGCGCUGAUUGGCUGUUUCGGGGGCGGGGCGGUGGGAGACGUUCGACCUCUGCGGGUCCUGGUCUUUCCCACCAUGUCGUUUGUGGAAAGCGGGACAAGUUUGGCGCCGCGGCAUCGCCGCCUGGCCACGCCAGCUCCUCUCUCUCGAUCUGUGUAUUCAGCCUUCAGUCAAGGAGAUAGUUGGGGUGAGGGCGAAGUAGAUGAAGAGGAGGGAUGUGACCAGGUGGCCCGCGACUUGAGGGCGGAGUUCUCGGCGGGCGCGGCAUCCGAGCCUCGGAGGGCCACACUCCGGCCGCUGGACGGGGACGGGUCGCCAGUGCUGCGCGACAAGCGCAACGGGGUCUUUCCAGUGGGCGCGGGCAGCCGGGCGCAGGCUCGGCGGUGGCCCGUCCAGCUCCUCUCUAUUGUUUGUUCGCUGCUGUUCGCCGCCCUCCUGGCUUUCCUCCUCGCCAUCGCCUACUUGGUCGUUAAAGAGUUGCAUGCUGAAAAUUUGAAGAAUGAAGAGGAUGUAGAUACUGGGCUAUUAGGAUUCUGGACUCUGCUUAUAGUAUCCCUAACUGCUGGAUUCUCCUGUUGCAGCUUUUCUUGGACUGUGACUUAUUUUGAUUCUUUUGAACCAGGAAUGUUUCCUCCUACUCCUCUUUCACCUGCCAGGUUCAAGAAACUCACUGGACAUUCUUUCCACAUGGGGUACAGCAUGGCGAUUUUGAAUGGCAUUGUAGCUGCUCUUACUGUGGCAUGGUGCCUCCUGUAAACCCACACUGGAAUAAUACUUUUGGCAAAAGUCAUGAUUGUUUUGUAAUAACAGAAAAGAACAUCAUUACCUACUCAGAAGACUUAGGAAACUAUUAUGUGGCUCAAAUACAUGUCAUCAUCGUCAUCAUUGUGGAGGACCUUUCAAAGCAUUAUUCUAGAGUCUAGGCAUUAGGGAAUAGUUGAGUGUGAAGUUUCGAGUACUUUCUUAGAAGUAUAAGAUGUUUACCUCAUCUUUUUAUUUUGGUGUGGUAGUUCUUACCAGUUUUAGAGAACAUUUUAAUGGAGAUCAAACUUGGAAAACUGACUAUAGGCCAAGGACUACCUUACCAUAUAUAUACAACA
Castor canadensis (American beaver) is the source of this 1383-nucleotide messenger RNA. It is a transcript of the gene Arl6ip6, whose product is annotated as ARF like GTPase 6 interacting protein 6. The record is from RefSeq and is a predicted model, not a curated record. NCBI's taxonomy places the organism in Eukaryota, Metazoa, Chordata, Mammalia, Rodentia, Castoridae.